GAACAACCCCCCCCCCCCCCCCCCCGCUCCUUGCUCGGACUACUCUGCCUCUUGAUCGCUCGUACUCCGCAUCCUUCGCCUUCCUUGUGUAGAGAGAUAAGAAGCAGUUGUGAGAUCUGAGUUUGGAUUAGGAUCCUCGCUAAACAAUCCUUGCAAAGGGGCUAUCGGGUCGACUUUAGCUUGGUGGCUUCGGGAUUUGUGGCAGUUGUGCAUGAUUGUGGCAUUGGAGGAAGUGCAGAGGGUUCAUGUGAUUGUUCAGUUGGGAAGAUUUCUUUGAGAAGGAGUGAGCUGAUUUUGAACAACUUGCAUUGAGAAGCCAUUCGAACCGAGAAUCUCGGGGGAAAGGGGUGGCGUUUGAGAGAUUGUAAUUAGCGAUUGCGAAACUGGGGUGUAGCUUGAAGGACGGCUUUGGUGAAGUGCGGCAGCUUGGAAGUUGGUUUGCGAAAGGUUGAUUAGCGCAGUGAAUGGUUGAGUAGUUUCUUUUUGUUGGGUAAAGAUGUCGUCCGCUAUGUGUAGAAGUGCCACUUUGGCGAAUAGGUUCGUCUGCGGCAAUGUUCUGACGGACAGGUUGCAGUCUGAAGCCUCGUCUAGUGGUAGAGUAGAAUUGGCUCGAUUCUCAGCGAGAAGAGCAGUUCCAGGCGUAUCAUGCUCGCAGAGAAAUCAGUCGGAUGGACAUGUUGCGCAUACCUCAUCUGGGUCUGUCUCGUCUUUUGGGUCGCUCUCUUCAGAGGAAUGGUGGAGGAAGAACACAGGAAGUGCGGGUGACUCCACGGGUGGGCUGAGAGCCACUCAUCAUACGCAAAUGGAUACUAUGUUUCCAGAACAUAAAUCAUUGCUUGACUGGGACAACACAGCCGACGAGUGGAAGGAACACGCGUUUCACGAGACACCAACAAGUAGAGGAGUUCACGGAGGUGUGCCUGUGUUUGUGAUGCUCCCUUUGGACAGCGUGAACAUUAACAAUACCCUCAAAAGGCGUCGUGCAUUGAAUGCCUCUUUGCUGGCUUUGAAAUCUGCUGGUGUUGAAGGUGUCAUGAUGGAUGUAUGGUGGGGAAUUGUGGAGAAGGAAGGACCCCGGAAUUAUAACUGGUCUGCAUAUCGCGAGUUGAUUGACAUGGUUCGGAAGCAUGGGUUGAAGGUGCAGGCUGUAAUGUCCUUUCAUCAGUGUGGUGGCAACGUUGGUGAUAGCUGCAAUAUUCCUCUGCCUCCUUGGGUUUUGGAAGAGGUUCAGAAGAAUCCUGAUUUGGCCUACACAGACAAGGCAGGGAAACGGAAUGCUGAGUACAUCUCCCUUGGCGCGGACAACGUGCCAGCCCUGAAAGGGAGAACACCUGUUCAGUGCUAUGCAGACUUCAUGAGGAGUUUCAGAGACAACUUCAAAGAUCUUCUUGGAGACGUCAUCAUCGAAAUACAAUGCGGAAUGGGACCAGCUGGUGAAUUGCGGUAUCCUUCAUACCCGGAAAGUGAAGGAAGGUGGCGAUUUCCAGGCAUCGGCGAGUUCCAAUGCUACGACAAGUACAUGCUUGCAAGUUUGAAAGCCAAUGCUCAGGCAUUAGGAAAGCCUGCCUGGGGCCACGGAGGUCCUUGCGAUGCUGGAAACUAUAACCAGUGGCCCGAUGAAACUGGGUUCUUUCACAGGGAUGGUUCAUGGUGCUCAGAAUAUGGCCAGUUCUUUAUGGAGUGGUAUUCCGAAAUGAUUCUUGCUCACGGCGAACGGCUCUUAGCAUCGGCUUCAGGCAUUUUCAAGGGUACUGGAGCCGUUAUUUCAGGCAAAGUUGCUGGUAUUCACUGGCAUUACGGCACAAGAAGUCAUGCUGCUGAACUGACAGCAGGUUACUACAACACUCGAACAAGAGAUGGAUAUGCUACUAUCGCUCAAAUGUUCGCCAAGUAUGGCGUUACUCUAAACUUCACGUGUAUUGAAAUGCGGGACUACGAGCAGCCCUCACAAGCUUCAUGCAGUCCAGAAGGAUUAGUGAGACAAGUGGCUUUAGCCACUAGGAGAGCUGGAAUUCCCAUGGCUGGAGAGAAUGCUCUUCCAAGGUUUGACAGUUCAGCCCACGAACAGAUAGUGCGCAAAUCAAGAUUACGUAUGAAUGAGCAUGGAGAUUGUCAUGAAGAGUACGAACCAAUGGCUGCCUUUACCUUCUUGAGAAUGUGCGAGAGCUUGUUCCACAGCGAAAACUGGAAACUGUUUGUUCCGUUUGUGCGGCACAUGGAGGAGGGGAGGACAUUCCAGCCCUGGGAGGAGGAGCAUCACAGAACGGAGACUCAUGUACAUGCUACAAGACCCCUAGUCCAAGAAGCAGCCUCGUUGAUGUAUUAGUGUGUAAACAUGUCCUUAACUCAGGAGGCUGAUCAUUUUUCCUCUCUUGUCUUAUACCUUUAAACACACUAGCCGGUAGUUUGAUACAUAUUAUUACCAUCUUGAGGAUUCGGUUCAGCUACGUGAGGAUUUUUUCUCCUACUCAACAAAGAGUAGACCGUAGUGUAAAACUACUACUUCGGUCCUUGACCAGACGUCGUCUCUCAGCAGGGUUAGAAAUGAGGAAAAGGAUGUACUCUGGAAUACAUCUGUAUUAUAAUUCUAGGAAAUUAGUGAGUGUUCCAGAGUGUUUUGUAAGUUACGAGUAUCGAAAUGAGAUCCGACAUCAAACAAUGAAAAUCAAAGUAAUUGUUUCGGGCAGUCAUUUGGGCAACGAGGAUGAAGCUCAAAAAUGUACAUAUUCUCAAUAUUUUUAUCCAUUCUUCCUGGCGAAGGAGAAUGGAACUUUUGGAUGAAUGCCAAUAGACUCCUUAUCUUUUUUCUGCGA
Molecule: messenger RNA, 2813 nt
Organism: Physcomitrium patens
Lineage: Eukaryota; Viridiplantae; Streptophyta; Bryopsida; Funariales; Funariaceae
Product: beta-amylase 1, chloroplastic
Biological process (GO): polysaccharide catabolic process
Molecular function (GO): beta-amylase activity
Source: RefSeq, a predicted model, not a curated record